Messenger RNA from Rhipicephalus microplus (southern cattle tick), 1686 nucleotides. RefSeq names its product glutathione S-transferase 4. Gene Ontology annotation, molecular function: glutathione transferase activity. Lineage: Eukaryota; Metazoa; Arthropoda; Arachnida; Ixodida; Ixodidae. Gene Ontology annotation, biological process: glutathione metabolic process. The record is from RefSeq and is a predicted model, not a curated record.
UUUUAUCUCGAACCAAUUCGAACACCUAAAAGAGAAUGCAUAGAGGGUGAUAAGAAAACUACUAUAUAUCGUUACUUUCUCGAGGGACCGCCGGCAGGAGGAAGAAAAACCCGGGGAAACUUACUUUACGAGGCAAGUGUACGCGCGGGCAGCGAGAACCUACGAAAGAGCACAAUGGUUGUGGAACUGUACAACGCUCCGGGAAGCCCACCAUGCACGUUCGUCAGAGUUGUAGCCAAGAAACUGGGCGUCGAGCUCAAGUUGAACAACUUUAACCUCAUGGCCAAGGAGCACCUCAACCCCGAGUUUGUCAAGUUGAACCCGGUACAUACCGUCCCCACAAUCAACGAUAAUGGUUUUGUUCUUUGGGAAAGCCGUGCCAUCGGGAUGUACCUGGUGGACAAGUAUGCUCCGGAGUCCACGCUGUACCCGAAGGACUUGCAGAAGAGAGCCACCGUCAACAGGCUGCUUUUCUUUGAGUCCGGCACCUUGUUGUCGGCACAGAUGGCAUACUUCCGGCCUAAGUGGUUCAAGGGUCAGGAACCGACAUCAGACCUGAAGGAGGCGUAUGAUAAGGCCCUUGGCACCGCCGUAACGCUGCUGGGAGACAAGAAGUUCCUGUGCGGCGACAACGUCACCCUGGCGGACAUUGGUCUUGCCUGCACGUUGGGAGUAGUGAUUGAGGGAGCUGAGUACGAUGGCCUUGAGAAGUUCCCCCAGUUGAAGGAGUACUACCAGCGCUUCAAGAAGGCCCUCCCCGAGUACGAACAGGUUGCUGCCGAAGCCCUGAAGCUUAUCCGGGACAUGGUGGCUCGCGCAAGGAGCGGACAGAACCCUCAUGGUCCUCCGAAGUACGCCACCGCCAGGCUGCCCAUCAAAAAGGGCCUCCGCCGGAGGGGACGCUACCAAUUCGCGCCCAACUUCCGACGGUUCGUGGUAGGCACUUGCUCCUUCGUGCAGUACUUCGCAGCCAUGCCCGCCAUUCUGUACAACCUCCCCGGCAGCCCACCCUGUGGCUUCGUUCGCUCACUCGCCAAGCACCUGGGAGUGGAGCUUACGCUCAAGGACGUGGACUUUGCGAAGAAAGAACACCUUAGCGAGGAAUACCUCAAGAUCAACCCAUUCCACAAGGUGCCUACCCUCGUCGAUGACGGCUUCGUUGUCUACGAGAGCAAUGCCAUUGCCUACUACCUCCUGCGGAAGUAUGCUCCAGAGUCUGAUCUCUACCCGGAGUGCUACAAGGAGCGAGCACGCAUCGACCAGUGUCUCGCCGCUGUUGCCAGUACUAUCCAGCCACAUCAACUACUGUUCUUCCGUCCACGCUUCUGGGAGAACAAGAAGCCAACUGACGAAGAGGUCACUGCCUUCGAAGAAAAUGUUCUUAAGGGCUUUCAGUAUCUCGUGACGGACCAGUUCGCCACCGGCGACAAGCUCACGCUCGCUGACCUGUGCCUCGUAAGCAACCUGGCCAUCUCUCUCGAGAAUGGGUCUGUGGAUGCUUCAAAGUUCCCUAAGCUGGCUGCCUACUACGAGCGUGUGAAGCCUGAGCUUGCCUACUUCGAAGAAAUCUACAGGCCGUCUAUCACCUACCUUCAGCAGCGUUGGAGCGAGCUUAAAUGAAGUUAGCCACAAUAUCAACAAUGUUUACCUGACUGUUUACGAUUUUGUCUCCUAUACAAUAAAAUA